AUGGACGUCUUCAGGCUGCCAACACCCACGGUCAUCGGACUUGUUGGAAUACUGGCUCUCGCUGUGGUCUACCUUAAUCCCCGCGUAUUUGGAAAGCGCAAGUAUAAUUUUCCACCUGGCCCCCCUGGCGAGUUCCUCCUUGGGCACUACCGAAAAAUACCAUUCACCGCCCCGUUCAAGCAGUACGCAAAAUGGUCAAAGGAAUAUGACUCCGAAGUCCUCUAUUUUGAGACGUUCGGUACAAAAUGGAUUGUCCCAAACAGUCUUCAGUCUGCGAUCGAUCUUCUGGACAAGCGUGGAGUGAACUACAGCGACAGGCCUAAAUUCAUCUUGUUUGAAGAGAUGGGAUGGGCCCCGACCCUGACAUGGCUCCGCUGGGGGCCGCAGAUGCAGCGCCAUCGCAGGGUUCUUCAGCCGGCCUUCAGCAAGACACAAGUCCGUCAACAUCAGGACAGCCAGCAGAAGGAAGCUCUUAUCUGUCUGCACAAUAUUUUAGACGACGCCGAGAAUUGGACUGGAUCUAUUCGGCAGUUUGCCGUUGCCAUUGUGCUCAACAUUGCCUUUGGCAUUGAUGUCGAUGGUCCAUGUAGUCCGUGGAUCAAGACUGCGGACGACGCUGCUGAUGCUAUCGGCCACUCCGGUGCACCGGCAAGAAGUAUCGUGGACCAGUUUCCAGCAACGCGCCAUCUGCCUACCUGGCUUCCAUUCAUGGAGCGACUUCGCUAUGCCCGCAACCGGCGAUGGGCUAUUGAGGCCAUCACGAACAUUCCCUUCGCCCAGGCCAGGAAAGAAGUUGAAGAGAAAAUACACAAAAAGUGCUUUGCUCAUGACCGCCUUCACGUUUACAACCACAACGUCGUUAAUGGGGUCGAGAACGAGUUUACGAUGGACGAUAUUCGAGGAUCGUCUGCUGCAAUUUACAUUGCGGGAAACGACACGACUGCUACCACUGUUAUCCUCUUUGUCCUGUACUUGAUGCAGAACCCGGAUGUUCAGGCCAAAGCCCAGGAAGAGAUCGACCGGGUGGUCGGAAAUGAGCGGCUGCCUACUUGGGAAGACAUCUCCGACUUGCCGUACAUGAACCUCGUCUUGCAGGAGACGUUCCAAAUUUAUGCGGAGCCGUUCAAGUUCUGGCCGGAGCGAUAUCUUGCAAAUAACGAAGGCGGCAAUGGCGAGCCACUUCCAGUAGGAAACUUCGGCUUUGGCCGUCGUGUCUGCAUUGGGAGAGCCUUGGCUGAGAACAGCUUGCUUAUCGUCCUGGCGAGUAUGCUGGCGACCAUGAAAAUCGAGUUCCCACUUGACAAGAAUGGGGAUCGCACUCUAUUUGAACCUGAAUGGCCAUACUUGGGACAAGCGCCAGUAUAUCCCCCCGGUCUGCUAAGAUGGCAGAGCUUUUACGAGACGCAGCAACUACUGCGAAAGCCUGAAGUCGAGGUGUCCAUCCGCUAUCGUGUCGGUCAUCGUGUACAGCUGCGGAGCGCCAGGGAAGAGGCUGCUGUUGACAGUGGAGAACGUGGAGUCAAGCUGCCGAAGAGUGGGAUCAUGAUGGCUUGA
Messenger RNA from Grosmannia clavigera kw1407, 1554 nucleotides. Its product is annotated as cytochrome p450 monooxygenase. Gene Ontology annotation, molecular function: heme binding; oxidoreductase activity, acting on paired donors, with incorporation or reduction of molecular oxygen; monooxygenase activity. Bases 1 to 1554 code for a protein of 517 amino acids. Lineage: Eukaryota; Fungi; Ascomycota; Sordariomycetes; Ophiostomatales; Ophiostomataceae. The record is from RefSeq and is a predicted model, not a curated record. The transcript has 9 exons.